This is a messenger RNA of Carica papaya (papaya), 1449 nucleotides long. Lineage: Eukaryota; Viridiplantae; Streptophyta; Magnoliopsida; Brassicales; Caricaceae. The record is from RefSeq and is a predicted model, not a curated record.
ACUCUCUCUCUCUCUCUAACAAAUCCUCUAUCUGUGGCUGCAAAACCCUUCUCAAGAUUUCCUUCUUUCUCAAUCGUUUAUCUCUCUCUUCUCUGCCACAAUUUCAACCAUCUACCACUCACAUGUUCCCUCUCUCUCCUCGCGCUCGUUUUCUUCUUGUUAUCUUCUGCAGAUUGUUUUUUCAUGCGACUCAUUUACUCUUACGUGAUAAGGACUGCUAUGGAUUGAUUUGUUAGGCCCUUCUAUUAACCUUUUGCCACGAAAACACCACCCAUCAUGCAUAACUCUUCAACUGUGUCUCAGGAAUCCGGUACCCUCUUCGAUUUCGUGGGUAGAUUGGGUGGUUUUACGUUUAAUGCUAGAUUUUACCCCGGAAAUUCAGAUGGUUGCUCUUCAUUUAAGUCAAAUUACUUGUAUUUUAAUGGGUUUAAGGGCUCAACCGCCAAAAAGAGGCACAGUGUAACAGCUGCUUCACUUAGUUUGAGUGGCAGAAGCAAUGCUUCUUCCAGUAUUAGUAGGAUUGUGAGUGAGUUCAAUAGAGUCAUUAGGUUACAUUGUGAUAGGAUCCCAAUUGGAUUCGCUUCUGUUCGAGUUGGUUCGGACGAUACCAAUGGAUUGAGAGAAGAUGGCAACGCCGGAGUUUGGGUGGAGGAGGGUUUGCCCUUGAAUGGCGUCGAGGCUGAUCACCCAAAAAAAGUGCUGAUUUUGAUGAGUGAUACUGGUGGUGGCCACCGAGCUUCUGCAGAAGCUAUUAAGGCUACCUUCAAUGAGGAAUUUGGGGAUGAGUACCAGGUGUUUGUCACGGAUUUGUGGUCGGAUCAUACACCAUGGCCAUUCAACCAGUUGCCUAGAAGCUAUAACUUUUUGGUGAAGCAUGGACCAUUGUGGAAAAUGACAUACUAUGGAACAGCUCCACGUUUGGUUAAGGGAUUUGUGACUAAGAUGGAGGAGUGCAUGGGUGCUUGUGACUGCAUUAUUACAAAGGCUGGCCCUGGGACUAUUGCUGAAGCAAUGAUAAGAGGGCUGCCGAUAAUCUUGAAUGAUUACAUUGCUGGACAAGAAGUUGGAAACGUACCUUACGUGGUGGAAAAUGGGUGUGGGAAAUUCUCAAAGUCGCCGAAAGAAAUUGCAAACAUCGUUGCUGAAUGGUUUGGUCCAAAAGCAGAUGAGCUCAGGGCCAUGUCACAGAAUGCACUGAAGCUAGCUAGACCAGAUGCUGUUUUCAAAAUUGUUCAUGAUCUUCAUGAGCUUGUUAGACAGAGAAAUUUUGUACCCCAAUAUUCUUGUACAACUUAGCUCUAACAACCGCAUCAAUUUUGAUAAGGUUUCUGUUGGAAUAAUAUAUAUGUGGGAAAAAUAUAAUUCAAUUUCUUUCUUUUUGUCAUUUGUAACUUCAAUUUUACUAAGAUUAUGGUCUCUUGCGAAAGAAAAUAAAAGCAGCUUCUCUCA